AUGGCGCUAUACUCCGCAAUUCGCAGAGCUUCUAAGUCCACAAUUCCUCUUACACUUCGCUCCGUUGCUACUGCCACAGCUUCCACCGUCGGAAAUGGCCAUUGCGGCGGUGCUUCUAGAAGCUUCUCGAUUCCGGCGCUUCAUUACUCCACCAGCGCAGUCAAGAAGAAGAGAAAACACAGCUCUUUUGAUGAUAUUCUGCUCCAAAUCGUCGAUUCGGAAAUCAAAUUUGCCAUAGAUUCUGAAUUUCACGACUGCGUUGUGGACAUCCCGGAUGACUUUCCUUUUAAGGUUCAAGAUAAAGCAGGAAAAAGAGUUAUUGUUCUUACGAGAGAUUAUGGUGAAGAGACCAUAAAUAUAGUAGUGGACAUGCCUAAUUCCAGAUGUGAAAAUGUUGAAGGUGAUGCGGUUAACAGUGAGGAAGAGAGUGAGCCACAACCUAGUAUUCCAUUGUCUGUCACUGUGUCAAAAGAAAAUGGCUUGUCACUAGAGUUUGAUGUGAGAGCUUUUCCAAAUAAAAUUUCAAUUUGUGGCAUGUCCAUCAAGGAGCCAAAAAGUUCGAGCAAUCAGCUAAACUAUAGAGGGCCUGCUUUCUCAUUUCUAAAUGAAAGUCUUCAGAAGUCUGUCUAUGAAUAUCUUGAAGCCAGAGGGCUGACGGGCAGCACUGCUAACUUUAUGCUGGAGUAUGUAAUUAGCAAAGACACCAAGGAAUAUAUCCGGUGGCUUAAAAACAUCAAGAAUUUUGUCGAGAACUAGCAUCCUUUUUCAUGGAUAUUUAGAACCUGGUGAGCCUAACUGUUUUCAUUUCGAGUUAUUAGUAAUAUAUCAAUGAUUUCUAUCUUUUACUUUUCUAGUUGAUGGUGUUCUGGUGUUUUUACUAAAGAAACAUUGGGCUAAUGUCAGAUGAUAGACGAUGAUGGAUGGAACGUCAAAGUUGGU
Molecule: messenger RNA, 939 nt
Organism: Solanum verrucosum
Lineage: Eukaryota; Viridiplantae; Streptophyta; Magnoliopsida; Solanales; Solanaceae
Exons: 3
Coding region: 1-756 (251 amino acids)
Cellular component (GO): mitochondrial matrix
Source: RefSeq, a predicted model, not a curated record